AAGAAGGGCUUGCCGCGGACUCGCCUACUUUGAAAUGUGACGCUCGGUCCGUAGACGCAAUUUACUUGGGGUUGGCUCGCUCGUUCUCUUCUUUCUGUUUGCUGCUUCUUGGCUUUCUCAGGAUCUCGAAGUGUAACGUCCCGGGCUGAUGGGGCGCUUCUAUGGACCGGACAGCCCGAGGAGGAGGAGGUAUAAAGUUUCGCUUUCGCUCGCCGUCUGAUGUAAUUAAAUCGCGCUGUUAUGCAAUGCUUGAAUCAGCUGACUGAAAGCAGUAAAACCGGCAGCUAAGUAUUAAGCAUCGUGUUAAACAAGAAGAGGAAAACAGACCUAUAUCAUGCUAAACUUGAAUAACCCGGAGAAAAGCGCCUUCAGAGACCCUAUUUCAUUAAACGUCGGGGGCCAAGUUUACACGACCACCCUGGGCACGCUGACCAAGUUCCAGGACUCAAUGCUGGGCGCUAUGUUCAAAGGGGAGCUACCGCUACUCAAAGAUGACAAGGGCAACUAUUUUAUCGACAGGGACGGUAAAAUCUUCCGGCAUAUCCUCAACUACCUGCGCUCCAGCUGCCUGGACCUCCCGAUUGGCUUCACAGAGAUGCCGCUGCUCAAAAGGGAGGCUGACUUCUACCAGAUCCGACCGCUGCUAGACGAGAUCGGACAGCAGGAGGGGCACGACGUCGUCGGGGCUUGCAGUCGCAGUGCCGUCCUCAGUGUGGACGUGAACUGUCAAGAUCGCGUACUGCACUUCAACUGGAAACGGGCGCCCGAGAACUACGAGCUCUACACUUGCUCCGUCAGACUCCUCACAGCCAACGUCUUCUGCACCUCCUGCGCAGUGGUCGAACUCUUGUGCCGCGCCUUCACCUACUGGACGUCUGGGGGCGCUGUGUCGCCCCUUCCCCUGGAAGGCGAACCCUGUUACUUGAGACUUGAAUGGACGCCGCGUCCACCCGAGUUGACCCUGGAGCAGUAUAACAAACACCGUUACCGUCAGUUAAAAGCACCUUGUGGACGGGAGAUUCGUGACAGUCGCGGCUUAGUGGAAGAGAUGCUGAAAGUGGCUUUAGCGCAGGGUUUUAGGGUGGACUCCAUAUUUCCGGACCAUUCGGAUAUUUUAAACUGCAGCUCCCUGCGCUUCGUCCGCUACUGUACCAACUAAUAGUGGAGGUGGACCAGGGACUCCAUGGUUUCCUUAUAAACUACCGGCUCUUCCACUGAGGGGGAACUUAACACUCAUGCAAGAUCAAUGCUUUUGUAAUCCUACUCAGCAGUGCCAAUGAAAACUUUUGUGCACAGCUGAAAGUCAAAAAACAUUCUUCUUAACUUGAAAUCCAUUCUAUAAAACUCCCGAAAAGGCUGUUACAGCUUAGGCAAUUUUUAACUAAAUGCUAGGAAUAUGAACCCUUUGGAAAGGAGUAAGCUUCAUACUUCUAUGAUGAUUGGCAAAUGACCAGUAUCCUCUGGAGCAGAAGCAGACAAGUACCCGUUUUGCACAGAAUACACAAGGACGCUUGAAUUCAUGUUUUGCAAUAUUUUUGGUUAUACUUGAAAUCAUUCUUAACUGACGUUUUAAAUGGAAUUUUUCAUAAUGUUUUAGCAGAUUUGAGAGGCAGUUACAGUCUAGUAAAAAAAGCUAAUAAAUAGUAAGAGGUCAAACUGUGCUUUACCAUAGCAGUAAUUAUAACAGUGAAAUGUUUUGUGAAGGAAUUUUGAAAAGUGAAAUCUGAAAAAGGAGAGAAUUUGAACUCUGUUAAAUCUUUCAAAAUGCAAAAUAAAAUUAUACUGAACAUUUAAGAACUGAAUCCUCAUGCCAUAUCAUACAUGACAUGAAUCCGUAACACACCAAAGCAGCCUUAGAAAUGCACAUUGGAUGUUGCCAAAGAAGCCUAUAUAAUGCAUUUUAUAAAAUUUAGAUGUAAAUUUCUGUCAUUCACUUAGGGUUUGAAAAUCAGAAUCUAAUGAUUCAAACCUCCAUCCAUCCAUUAUCCAACGUGCUAUAUCCUAACUACAUGGUCACGGGGGUCUGCUGGAGCCAAUCCCAGCCAACACAGGGCACAAGGCAGGAAACAAACCCGCGGGCAGGGCACCAGCCCACUUUAGGGCGCGCACACACACACACCCACGUACACACUAGGGACAAUUUAGAAUCGCCAAUGCACCUAACCUGCAUGUCUUUGGACUGUGAGUGGAAACCAACGCAGACACAAGGAGAACAUGCAAACUCCAUGCAGGGAGGACCUGGGAAGCGAACCCGGGUCUCCUAACUGAGAGGCAGCAGUGCUACCCACUGCGCAACCGGGCCACCCAUGACUCAAACAUUUCUCACUAAAAGUAAUUGCGGAAAAAAAAUGCAAAUGUUCUAUUGGGCGUUUGAUAUAAAUGGAAAUGCUUCUCGCUUCCAGGGUGCUCCCUUCAUGGAGUUUGCAUGUUCUCCUCAUGUCCGCAUGGGUUUCCUCCAACUACUGCAGUUUUCUCACACAAUCCAUAGAAAUGAAGGUUAUGUGGACAGGUGUUGCUAAAUUGGCGGUGAUGUGUGCACUUAUGUGAGUGUGUUCACUCCGUAAUGGAGUGACACCCUGCCCGGGGAUUACUCCUGCCUCAAGCUUACUGUGAUACUCUCCAGCUUCCCUCCAUCCCUCCUCUGAAUAGGCAGGUUUUGGAAAUGGAUGGAUAGAGGGAUGAAGAUGCUUCAUUAAAUUGGUUACAAUUUGAAGGUGGAAGCAAUUAUACAGAAUAAGGCACAGUUAAUCAGGUGUGGUUUAUACUUUUCUUUACUCAUGGAGAAAGCAGGAUAGCACAGCAGGGUCUCCACACUUGGUUACUGUAUUCUCAGUGUUCAUUUUGGCCUUCUUGUAGCAUCUCAUGUUUCGUUUUACCCCACAGACAUAAUGAAGUAAGUUCCAUUGCUAACUCCAAACUGACCCUGUAUGUGCUUGUGUCCACUCAACUACACGGACACCCCCUGUAAUUAUUGGUUCUUGCAUUUUGUCUUUCUGUUUGAAUAGAUUAGGGUUUGCCCAAAGCCAUUUUUGGAAAGAUGAGUUCAGAAAGUGAAUAGAUUAUUAAUUGUUAAUUGAAUUCACCUCUGUCAGGAAAUUCUUUAGGUAUCCUUUAAAAAUUGUAUUAUUUUAGCAAGUAAUACUUAAAUGAUGAGACAUAUUAAGAUAAGAGACGUGGCACUGUAGCACAGUGGUUAGACUUGUUGCUUUCCCGCUCCAGGAGAGUGGAUCUGGAUCUCAAGUCUAUGUGCAGUUUGCAUGAUCUCUCCAUGUCCAAAUGAGUUUUCAUACAGGUACUCCAGCAUUCUUCCUACAUUCCAGGAACUGGCACAUUAGUUUUAACGGAAGACUGUAGCCUGUGUGGAUGUGCGGAUACCUGUGCUCUGCUCCACACAGAGAUGAUUUCUGCCUAUGACCCACACUUACAAGGACAGUCUCUGACUCCCCUAACCCUGACAUGUUGCCAGUCCACAACAGGGCACAUUCAUUCACCCACCCACACUCUGACCAAACAGGGCUCAAUCUAGAGUUGCCAAUACAUUUUUUUGUUUUAUUUAAUAGUUAUGUAAUAAUGAAUACAACUACUGUCAAAGCUGCUUAAAUUUAGUGUUGUGAGUGAAGCUGACGUUUAAAACCAAAAUGUAUGCAAUGUUAAUACAUUUUACUAGGUAAAUUAUUUGCAAGUGAUGACACCCCAAUUAUAUUAGUCUACUGGAAAGUACAUUAGUAUUUCAGAGCAAUGUCCAACUUGAAUAUUUAACAAAUGUUAAAUAAUAUUAAUUAUUUACAAUUGUCUAGUGCUUUUCUGUCCUACUUAAAGAACUUAACAGAGACGGUGGGAACCACGUCAACCACCAUCAAUAUGUGGCAUCCAUCCGAAUGAUUUGGUAGCAGCCAUUCUUGUGCCAAUACACUCACCACAUAAUUGGAAUAAAUUGAGUAGUGUUUAAUGUAUCAGAGUUGAUUUCUUAAUACAUUAAGUCAAUCUGAAAUACUGAUGGUUUGAGAGGUUUUAAAUAUUUUCUGGAUAUAUAAAGUCACAUCUGAAAUAUACGGAGUAAAUUCUAAGUAUCUGUGUAUAGUCAGAUUUAAUAUGGAUUCAAUUUUAAAAAGUUAGUCAAAGUUAAUUUGCAGUACUGUGUACAAUAUUAGGUACA
This is a messenger RNA of Erpetoichthys calabaricus (reedfish), 4156 nucleotides long. Its product is annotated as BTB/POZ domain-containing protein KCTD21-like. Gene Ontology annotation, molecular function: protein binding. Lineage: Eukaryota; Metazoa; Chordata; Cladistia; Polypteriformes; Polypteridae. The record is from RefSeq and is a predicted model, not a curated record. Gene Ontology annotation, biological process: protein homooligomerization. Bases 335 to 1159 code for a protein of 274 amino acids. The transcript is spliced from 2 exons.